UCAAUAUUUGGGCAUACAUUAACAUUUCACGAUGUUGCAAUCCUCAAUGAGAGGCUGAGUAUGCAGCGCUUCAAUUAUAUUCUAGGCAGAAUUAAUAUUAUUCGGCCGAUUGGAACUGCAAACCAUACAUUAGUUAAAGAGUUCAUAAGGAAGGAGCUUAUUGAGAGCGGCUGGACAGUCAGUUUGAAUACGUUUACAGAACCCACCGUGAUCGGAAUCAGGACGUUCACAAAUAUUUUGGCUGUCAAUAGACCCGAUGCCUCUCGUCGUAUUAUCCUUUCUUGCCAUUAUGAAUCGAAAAUGAUGCCCAACUUUUAUGGGACUAUUGAUUCGGCAGUUCCGUGCUCAAUCAUAAUAAAUGUUGCUGAGAGUCUCGUCAAACUUUUCCAGUCAACAAAAAGCGAUAUUGCCGUUCAGCUGGUGUUCUUUGACGGUGAAGAGGCCUUUAAAGAAUGGACAGACACCGACUCUCUUUACGGCUCACGUCAUCUUGCUACCCAGAUGGGUCAAAUUGAUUCGCGAGGCUGCACUGAAAUCGGACAAAUUGACUUGUUCAUUCUUUUGGACUUGAUAGGGGCCGUGGGCCGCCCCAUCCCUCGAUACCCACACUGUGAUCCCCGACUUUAUGAUAUGCUCGUUGAAAUAGGUAAUUAUACCAAUCAAACUGCACACCUGCAAUUCCACGCGGAUUUUCCGCUAACUACAUCUUGCUAA
Molecule: messenger RNA, 714 nt
Organism: Hydatigera taeniaeformis
Lineage: Eukaryota; Metazoa; Platyhelminthes; Cestoda; Cyclophyllidea; Taeniidae
Source: the annotation of a GenBank genome assembly